AAUAGCUCGAAUUUAAGGGAAUCACAAAUUAACCCAUUUCAGGAAAACAUUUGCCUUUGAGUUUUUCAUCAAUCGGUUGUUUCCAUUUCCAGGUUUCAAUCGAAAUUCCCUCUCUUUCUCUUUCUCUCUGUAUCUUUCGAUUUGAUCUGGGUUUCAUGUGUACAUAGAUCGAAGUUUGGUCAUCUGGGUCUUGUAAAUUUGUAGGUUUUUAGGGAUUUUUACUUGUAAAGCGUCUCUCUUUCUAAUGGUUUCUCCGGGUAAGUGAUCUAUUAGGGUUUAGGAUUUUAGCGGUGGGAAAGCUGUGUGGCUUCUUCUUGAUUGAGUUCUCUUGCAGCUUUCUCACAGGUCGAGAUUCUGGGAUUGUAUUAGAAUUUGGUAAUCAUAGACUGGUAGAGAUUUGAGAUUGAAUUAGACGAAUUACAAGGUUAUCGGAUUUGGGGUUUCUUGAUUCUCUGUAAUCAUGGCGGAUGCUAUUGGUGCUGUAUCUUUGGUGGGUCAUCGACCUUCGAUUGUGAGGAUUUCUGUCAAGAAUGAAUCGAAAACGCAGAAAUCGCAGAACGUGGUUCGAUUCCCGGUGAAGGUAGAUCCCAGUACGAAAGUGGUUAUCUCUGAUCUGAUGCUGAGUGUGAGAAAGAACAGAAUGUCGAUGUUCCCGAUCAGAGCUCUUGCUAUGGAACUGACGAAGGAGAUGCCUGCGUACAAGAAAAGAGACGAGAGGUUGCCAAAAACUUGGAAUUACCUUGAUUCCGGUUCGGAUAACAAACCCGGUUUAUGGCCUCCUGAGAACAAAGCCGAUAAGCCUUCCUUGCACAAUCCUUUGUUGAGGCAAGAACGUAUGGGUUGUGGUUGGUUAGGUGCGAUAUUUGAGUGGGAAGGAGUGUUGAUUGAAGACAAUCCUGACCUUGAGAAUCAAUCAUGGCUUACUUUAGCUCAAGAAGAAGGAAGAUCUCCUCCUCCAGCUUUUAUCCUCAGACGCAUUGAAGGGAUGAAAAACGAGCAAGCGAUUUCAGAGGUUCUAUGUUGGUCGAGAGAUCCAAGUCAAGUGAGAAGGAUGGCUUUGCGUAAAGAAGAGAUUUUUCAAGCUCUACAUGGAGGAGUGUACAGACUAAGAGACGGGUCACAGGAGUUUGUGAAUGUUCUGAUGAAUAACAAGAUCCCCAUGGCAUUGGUAUCUACACGUCCCCGGGAAACACUGGAGAACGCGGUUGGAUCAAUAGGAAUCAGAAAGUUCUUCAGUGUGAUAGUUGCAUCAGAAGAUGUUCACAGAGGUAAACCGGAUCCUGAGAUGUUUGUUUAUGCAGCUCAGCUUCUUGAUUUCAUACCGGAACGCUGCAUCGUGUUUGGAAACUCGAACCAGACCAUAGAGGCGGCUCACGAUGGGAGGAUGAAAUGUGUGGCUGUUGCUAGUAAACACCCGAUGUACGAGCUUGGUGCGGCUGAUCUGGUGGUGAGAAGACUAGACGAGUUAUCUGUUGUGGAUUUGAAGAAACUUGCGGCUAUUGAAUUGGCAGAAUUCGAACCGGAAUUGGAGAUGGAAAAGGAAGAUGAGCGUGAGCUGCCUUCAUCGGCUGUAGGAGUUGAUGAUAUCUUCUGAUGGAAAUGAUCUUCUUCUGUAAUAUUGUACAGUUUUAUGGAUUUGGAUUCUUCUUCCUCGUGUAAUUCGUAUUCACAAAAUGUUAUAGUUUCUGUGUAUAAUUGGAACAGGUUACACGGGGAAAGAAUAUAAAUGUACACGUAUACAUAUACUUUUUCGUCUUGAAUCUUAGUGUUAGUGUUGUAUGCA
Messenger RNA from Eutrema salsugineum, 1783 nucleotides. Its product is annotated as 5-amino-6-(5-phospho-D-ribitylamino)uracil phosphatase, chloroplastic. The coding region runs from base 461 to 1594 and encodes 377 amino acids. The record is from RefSeq and is a predicted model, not a curated record. NCBI's taxonomy places the organism in Eukaryota, Viridiplantae, Streptophyta, Magnoliopsida, Brassicales, Brassicaceae. The transcript has a single exon.